AUGUGUGAUAAUAUUUGUGAAGAUAAAAAGAACUAUAUGUUCGAUCCCCCUCCAUUUUUAAUAUCUCAAAAUGUGGUGGAUUCGGCUAGUACAACUGUAGAAUUUGACUAUCCUUUAUAUGAAACAGCAAAGAGCAGAGAAAUAAAGAACAUAAUACAAGAAACGACGAUAAAUAUACCAAAGGUCGAAUAUAAAAACAAAAUUGUAGAAAUUCCUAGGGUGCAAUAUCGUACGUAUCCAUUAAUAAAAGAAGUGGAGACACCAAUAUAUAAAGAUAAGUAUGUAUAUAAAAAUAUUGAAGUACCUAAUAAAAAGUUAAGGAUAAAACCAGUAUAUAGAGAAGUAAAAGUACCAGAAAUAAAAUAUGUAGAUAAAUAUGUAAAAAGAAAAUAUAAAAGAUAUAAAUAUAUACCUAAAGAAAUAAAAGUCCCAUUUAGGCCUAGAAGAGAAAUAUAUAAUGAAAUACCUAUACCUAGAUAUAUACCUGAAAAUAUAGAAAAUUGUCUAGAAAAAAAAAAAAUGUUAGAUACUGCAUAUAGAGGGGAAUUACCAUUAUUUCAAGGAUAUGAUGAUAAUAUAGUAAAUAUGAUGAAUCCAUUUUGUACUUAUAAUCAAUCAGAUAAUUUAUAUGAUAACAAAAUGUGGGAAGGAAAAAGAAAAGAAAAAGAAAAAACAUGGAAUUAUGAUAUAUUAAAUUGUUUAUGUAUUAAUAAUAAUGAAAAUGAAACAUAUGAUAAUAAAUUAUAUGAACAAGUAUAUGAUCCCAAUAUGAUAUAUUCCUCUUCACCUUAUGAACAAAUCACCUAUACACCUCCAUAUCAAAUACUUUUAGAAAGAGAUCAAAAAAAAGAGGAAGAUCUAUUUUGUCAUAAAAUAAUUGAAGUUACAUCUUCUCUUUUGGCUUUUACAGGUAUAGCUAUUAUUUUGAUGGGGAAGUUAAGUUUGCAUGGUAUAUCAGUAGUAAUGAAAAAUAUUAAGGAUAGAAAUAAUAAUAAUAUUAAUAAUAAUAAUACACAUUUGAAGAAAAAUAAAAAUGAGAUAAAGGAUGAUGAAGCUAAACAGGAUGAGGACAUAACCUGUCCACCUGUCAAAAAAAAUUAA
Molecule: messenger RNA, 1101 nt
Organism: Plasmodium adleri (nom. inval.)
Lineage: Eukaryota; Apicomplexa; Aconoidasida; Haemosporida; Plasmodiidae
Product: conserved Plasmodium protein, unknown function
Exons: 2
Coding region: 1-1101 (366 amino acids)
Source: RefSeq, a predicted model, not a curated record